Molecule: messenger RNA, 1046 nt
Organism: Rhodofomes roseus
Lineage: Eukaryota; Fungi; Basidiomycota; Agaricomycetes; Polyporales; Fomitopsidaceae
Exons: 2
Coding region: 264-935 (223 amino acids)
Source: RefSeq, a predicted model, not a curated record
AAGGUCUCCCGCUCGCCACAGGCAUAUUAGCCUUCCCAAUGAGGUCUAGAUCUUGUUCGCCCAAGUCGUGGCUGGCGGCUGAGGGUCGCUUGAUGCUCCGCGCCCUCGGUAUAUAAGAGACUUCCACUCGCCUUCAGUUAUCACCACCCCGGGCAACCGAAGCGUCAUCCGCUUGCGUAGACGUCCGAAUCGAGUGAGUUUCUCGAUCGACGCAUCUACAGGACGACUACUCGCUCACCUCUGUCUAUGCAGGUUUGCGAGUCAUGCCGAGCAAGGGUAAGGGCAAGGAAAAAGCGGCCAAACACCGUGUCCUCGACCCCUACGAGAAGCCCAUCAGAGACCUCACCAUGGAGGAGCUCAACGAGGCGUUGAAGGAGAACCCUAAGCACAAGAGCCUCCAGUGGGAGCACCACAAACGCAUCCUCGCAAGCUGCGACAAGGCCCUGAACGACUUGCAGGUCGUGCGCGAGCGGAGAAAGAUGAUGCAACUGCACCUCAAGUUUCUGCAGGAGGAGUUGAAGGCCAACAAGAAGGCCGCGGACAGAGCUCUCAAGACGCAGAAGAAGCUCCAGCGGUCGAUAUACUGGGAGCACAGCCCGAAGGCGAGGUUCCUCAUGAUGGACGUGAAGUACGCGAUUGCGGAGCCCUACAGGGCGAACAGGGAUCCCGCUCUCUCCGAGGGCGAGCAGCGCGACAAGGAGCUCCUCCAGCUCUGGGCGGAUGCAAGCGACACUGAGACUUUUUGGGAGCACAUGAAGGAUAUCCUACCUCCCGAUUUCGAAGAAAAUCUGCCCGAGAACAAGAGAAGGCGGAGGAAGGAAGAGGCAGAACGCAGAUGGAAUGAAGAGUGGCAGCGGCCAAGUAUUCGCAGCUGGCGCGCCGAGGCAGAUCGGCGAAGGAUAGAGCAUAACUUCAUCAACAUGCCUGACUUCUAGGUGCCUCGGAUUGUCCAGCAAGAGUCGGCUUUAGUCGCUCCCCCGAAUAUGCCCUCGGGUUCUUAUUACCUAUAUGUCAUCAGCCUAUGCGACCACAAGUAUGACUCCUGU